UUGAGCUUGUGUUAAUAUUUCGCACCUUAAUACGUUUUACCUCACACUGCUAGUAAUGAUACGUAUUAAGUUGAGCUGUUUUGUGUGUACCAAAGUGAAGAUUGAUGGUAAACAAAUUUAAAAUGAAUCAAGUAACAGACACCACUAUGAAACCCUGUCUUUGCCCAUGAUGGUAAUCACUAGCCAGCAGCAAUUGAACAAGCUUUUGAGACGUGAAUCCUGCACAGGUUGGGGAUGUUAUUCCACAACAUUUCUUACCAGAUCAGUGAUCAUUUACAAUAUGCCUGGGAAGUCAUUGACACCCUGGACAUAAAUUAUUGGAAAUGGGUGCUGUGGGUUGUUUACCCCAUCAUCAUAUCAUUCCUGCUUCCCCUGGUUAUACUCCUGUUUCUGUAUGGGUCGGCACUAUUUCUCAAUGUCUACAACUAUCGACAUCGUCUUCGUGAGGCCUAUGGCAGAGACUUCUGGGAUGGAGCUAGAAAAACAUUGGCAGCUUUAUGGGAUGGACAAGCUAGAUUGUGGCAUGGGUAUGAGAUCGUUGGAUUUGACAACAUUCCACGUGAGGGACCAGCAUUACUUAUCUACUAUCAUGGAACCAUUCCUAUAGAUUUCUAUUAUGUCAUCGCCAAAACUUUGCUUGAUAAAAAUAGACACAUUCGGGCCGUGGGAGACCGCUUCUUAUUUCACAUUCCUGGCUGGCGUCUCAUGAUGGAGGUGAUGAGGGUUACACCAGGCACUGUACAGAGCUGUGUGAAUGUACUGAGGGAGGGACACCUAUUGGGUAUAGCUCCAGGUGGUGUACGUGAAGCACUGUUUGGAGAUGAACAUUACCAGCUGAUGUGGGGAAGACGUGAUGGAUUUGCUAAAGUAGCUCUUCAGGCAAAUGUGCCUGUCAUUCCAUUAUUUACACAGAAUGUGAGGGAAGCAUUUAGGACACCAAUGUUUGGAAAAAAUUUGUUGUUGAAGCUGUAUGAGAGAACUAGACUUCCUAUUUCACUUAUUUAUGGGUUUUUCCCUGUAAAAAUGAGAACCUUUGUUGGAAAUCCUAUAUACCCAGACCAAUCACAAACUGUGGACCAGUUCAAACGCAGGGUGGAGAAUGCAUUAUCUGUGAUGAUACGUCAGAACCAGAGACUGCCUGGUAAUAUCUUCAUGGCAUUAUUAGACCGUAUGAUACCUCACAAACGCAGACACAGAUGACCCUUGUCCUCCACACACUUAUAUCAAUACUCUCAAUGUCAAGCAUCUUUAUUGCCAAAAAUACUUCAUGUUUAUACAAAGAACUAAUAACUGACAGUAUUCUUGUUUGUAUAGCACUAUUUUCUUGUUUGAAUUGUACUUAUAGGAUGUCAUGAAAAAUAUACGGGACUAGAUUAUGAUUUGAACAUAGUUGAACGUUAAAAUUUACCCAUUGAGAUAUAUGGUGUCAGCAAAUUAACCUGGUGGAGAUUUAGCUUCAUUUACUGUAUAUUGAAUGAAAAUGAUUUAAAUUCUAUUGAAUAUUGUUCUUUAUUGUCUAAACUUUACAUUUAUCAAAUACAGGGGGUCAUCACAUGAUGUCAACUUUCUAAUGGGAUGCGUAGAUUUAUUUUUGGUGCAAUAAUUAUGAUUUAUACUAAAUAUUGAUGUAUCUUGGUAUACUUUCUUGAUUCUUCAUAAGGCGAUGUCGUAAUUAUGGUUUAUCUAACUGUAUCUCUACUACAGUAGGAUUUCUGUUACUGGACAUGUAUUGGUGCUCUUCAAAUACAGAAUACAUAUACAUGUUUUCAUAGUGUAGCAGUAGUUUGAGACGAUACAACAGGGCAACCUUGUGUUGGUCUGAGCUGAGUAAUGAUUAAACUUCUAUAACAACUAGUCAGAUGUAGUCAGAUUUUUUACUUUAGAAUUUCUGUCAUGUAUGGAUAUAUAUGAUUCAGAUAUUCCAAUUGUGGGAACAUGCCAAAUGUUCACAACUCUGUGACAACCUUAAAAUUCACCAAAAUCUCUAGUCCUUUUGUAGACUCUCAAAAUAUUCCAUAUCAGUGGCCCUUUAGUAGUUUCUUAUAACUGGCUAUUGUUAGAGCAUCAGAGCUUAUCACAUUUUGUGACAAUUCAGUAAAGUCUCAGGAUUCAACAUAUUAUCUAGCCCUUUGAUAGAACAUUUUGGCAUGUCAUAUUUCAUGACUCUUUGGUAGAGCCUCAAGUCUUAAUACAGCUUGCAGCCCAACUAUUGGAACAUCUCUAUGUUUCAUAUCCAUGUAUGUCAAAAAUUUGUAUCAUAUAUGUAUAUUAUUAUAUAUUAGUACGUGUCACUGAAUUAAUGUAGAUAGAAACAUACCAGUAAUGAUAUGUACUCAGGGUUGUAGACAAGUAUAAUACUAAUGUCUGAUUUGUCACUGGUAUGGCAUUCCUCAAGCAAAAGUUGCCAAAUCUUUUCUGAAAUAUUCUAUAACAAACGUAAAAGUGUAUUUAAAGAACAAAUGAUAUCUUUUCCAAUCUUCGUGUGGUGUAAAUGUUCUGUACAAAUGAGAGAUAAAUUUAUGA
Molecule: messenger RNA, 2523 nt
Organism: Ylistrum balloti
Lineage: Eukaryota; Metazoa; Mollusca; Bivalvia; Pectinida; Pectinidae
Product: monoacylglycerol/Diacylglycerol O-acyltransferase-like
Exons: 9
Coding region: 235-1200 (321 amino acids)
Cellular component (GO): membrane
Molecular function (GO): acyltransferase activity
Source: RefSeq, a predicted model, not a curated record